This is a messenger RNA of Cavenderia fasciculata, 156 nucleotides long. RefSeq lists its product as uncharacterized. Lineage: Eukaryota; Evosea; Eumycetozoa; Acytosteliales; Cavenderiaceae. The transcript has a single exon. The record is from RefSeq and is a predicted model, not a curated record. Bases 1 to 156 code for a protein of 51 amino acids.
AUGUCAAAUUCUUUCUCUUUGUCACCAUCAACGAAAAUCGUAAGCAUUAAUACGUCAUUAUCAAGCACCCUUAGAGAUUGUGGUGUGAUCAAACCAAACGAAAGUGAAAGAACGGUAGACGGUAUUUUACCAUUUGCAAAUGAAAGAUCUAUUUGA